This is a messenger RNA of Stylophora pistillata, 3606 nucleotides long. RefSeq names its product DNA (cytosine-5)-methyltransferase 3A. Gene Ontology annotation, molecular function: methyltransferase activity. The record is from RefSeq and is a predicted model, not a curated record. NCBI's taxonomy places the organism in Eukaryota, Metazoa, Cnidaria, Anthozoa, Scleractinia, Pocilloporidae. Gene Ontology annotation, cellular component: nucleus.
CUGAUUUUGCCUUAAACAAAAAAAUAAUAAUUUAGUGGGGCAUUUGAACAUAAUUUUUGCUUGGGGAGGGGGGGUUGAAUAAGCCACUCAGUAAAACUUCAAAUACCCGGAAGUUGGCCGGGGGGAAUAUUGAAGCUUCGAAUUGAGCAACAUAUACUGGAGUGAGAGCAGCGAGCGUAAUGCCUGCAAAGUGACGAAACUUCUCGAAAAUUCACUCGAUGUUACAGUUCAACAAGAGAUAAAUUCUGUAGCCUGUGUAAUGUCAACAGUGAUCUGCUUUUCUCGCGUGCUGUUAUCAGGUGAAAUGUUGCGUUCUGAACUUCGCUAAGGCCUUUUAGUCUUGGCAAGUUUCAUCUAUUGGUGGCAGAAAUUUGGAGGCGCUGGAGGUUGAGGGGCUCUUAAUAGCUAUUAUUUUGAUUCACUAAAUUGAGCAUAAUGAGAAAUUUUGAGCAUAAAAUAAUGCCAUGUCUUCGGGGGUGACACUCAAAAAGAUAAUCCUCGAACCUUCGGGAAACAUUUAUCUGACACUACUUACGACGUUGAAGGUGAUUAAGUGAAGUGAGCGGUGUCACAUUGCAUUGCACAAAGUAAAUAUAUUUGCAUAUGCACAUACCAGAACUUACAAGCUUGGGUGACCUGUGCUCCCUAGUUGUGCUUUUAGUCAGCAGGGGUUUUGGCACAAUCUCAGAUCGCUGUUCACUUUUGAUCAGAUCAGAUUGCUGCACGUAGCAUGGCGUCCACCCCCAGCAACUCAGACUUAGUCAAACCAGCUGCAACAACUAAAAAGAUACGAGCCAAGAGAAAGCUGAACUUUUCAGCCUCAGAUUACAGAAGCAAGAAAAAGUUCCGCCUGAAAAGUGACAUCAUAAUACCUGCCAACCCUCCUCAACUUAAAAAAGAUUGUACUUCAACUUCAAGCGAUAAGGAGACACCUAAUCUUAAGGAGGUAGAACCAAUCAAAUAUCUCAUUGGCCAGUUGACCUGGGGCAGAUUGAAAGGAUUUGACUGGUGGCCUGGGCGUGUCAUUUCUCAUAUUGAAGCACAAAAGUCUCCGGCUGUGGAGGGUUCUUAUUGGAUCAAGUGGUUUGGAGAUAGCAAACUAUCAAUGCUUCCUGUUGUAUGUUUACGGCCACUUUCCGAGUUCAAAGAAAGUUUUCACCUUUCAAGGAUGAGAGGUCUCUAUAAGAAAGCCAUCAUUGACAGCUUAGAGGUAGCAGCAAAAAGAUGUGGUAAAGUGUUUUCUAAGAGCAACAAACAACAGUCAAAGAAAGGGAAGAGAGGAGGAAAGAAAACUGAACCAAAUGCUGUGAUGGAGAAAGAGGAUGAACAACUUAGUGAUAAAGAGAAAAUAGAAAUAAUGGUGCAGUGGGCAAUAAAUGGAUUUGAACCAAGUGGUCCAGAUGGAUUUGCACCAAGUGAAGAGGAUAUGGUGGAUAUUCCAGCACCAGUUCCUCAAAUGGAUCUAACAUCAGAGGAAAUGACUGCUGAUCAAAAGGCACGCUUUGGUAAACCAAUCAAUGAACCAAACCUGGCAGAAGAUAUCAAAGUUCUGUUUGAUGCAGUAGUUGAUGGAAAAAAGAAAAUUACAGGUAUCUGUCUGGCAUGUGGUGAUGAUAAAGUUGGCACUGAACAUCCAUUAUUUGAGGGAGGUCUGUGUAAAGAAUGUAAGACCUCUUUCCUGGAAAAUUUAUACCUCUAUGAUGAAGAUGGUUCUCAGAUGUAUUGCACGAUCUGUGGAGAUGGAAAGGAAGUAUUUAUGUGUGAUAGCACUGGCUGCUUCAGGUCAUACUGCAGUCUCUGCAUAGGCAUGUUAUGUGGAAGAAAUGCAGUCAGAGAGAUUGCCGCAGCUGACAAUUGGGUCUGUUACAUGUGUUCAGGAAACUCUCAAGGACUCAUCAGACCGCGACACAAUUGGUCUGCUAAACUGCAAGAGUUCUUUAUGAACGACAAAGAACAAGAUUUUAAACAACCAUACAUUUUCCCUGCAGUUCCCCCUGACGAGCGCAGACCAAUUCGAGUCCUGUCGCUGUUUGAUGGAAUAGCCUCUGGUUUCCAAGCCUUGAAGGAACUCGGUGUUGAAAUCGAAGUGUACUACGCAUCUGAAAUCGACGAACAUGCCAUGCAGGUGGCCAAGGUACAACAUGGAGCAAAGAUUAUCCAUGUUGGUGACAUUACGCAAAUCUCUAGAGAUAAGGUUGAAGAACUUGGACCAUUUGACUUUGUGUUUGGAGGAAGUCCGUGUAAUGAUCUAUCCAUUGCAAACCCAGUGAGACGAGGAAUUUGUGAGGGAACUGGCCGUCUUUUCUUCGACUUUUUUCGCCUCCUUCAGUUCGUGCGGCCUAAUUCAGAUAUGGAGCGACCUUUCUUUUGGCUUUUUGAAAAUGUCGUUGGCAUGAGAGCGGAUGACAAGAAGAUUAUUUCAAGAUUUCUAGAGUGUAAUCCCGUAGUAGUGGACGCCAAAGAGAUCUCUCCUGCUCACAGAGCUCGUUAUUUCUGGGGAAAUCUGCCCGGAAUGAACAGGCCAACAGUUCCUUUACCCGGUGACAAGCUUUGCUUGCAAGAUUGUCUUGAAGCAAACUGUGGAAGGCAAGCCAAGUUCACUAAAGUACAAACUCUGACUACCAACGCUAACUCUAUGCUUCAAACCAAGAAAGGUCUGUUUCCGGUUCAGUAUACGGGAUCGGAUGGACAGCUGAAGGAAGAUGUGCUUUGGAUCACGGAGAUGGAGAGGUUGUUUGGUUUACCAUCGCAUUACACAGACGUCAGUAACAUGGGGCGCUCACAGAGACAGCGGCUGCUAGGGAAGUCUUGGAGUGUUCCUGUAAUAAGGCAUCUUCUAUCCCCUCUAAAGGAUUACUUUAAAUGUGAAGCAUAAAUCAAAUCGGCUUGCAUAACCGAUGGAUAACUAUGCGUUCCUUCUGCGUACGCAGCUAGUUGUGUCCGAUGAUAAAAACGACUGUUUUUUCAAGUAGGUAUCAUAUAUAAUCUAGGUAGCCUUUUUUCUCUCGUUUAUUCAACUUAUUAUCAUGUUCUCAGAAUAGUAGUUGUUAAUAUUGCGAUUUAGUUUUUUUCAUAUACAAAACCCCACGUUCCAGUUUUUUUCUGUCUGCAAGGAAACGAACAGAAGCAAAACACAAACAUGAGCGUCUUUUUUAAUUGGAUGUUUUAGGUAAUCCUCGUAAAUUUUCAGAAUACGAAGCGGAAUCCUUUAUCUUUGCCUCUGACGGACAGUUUCGCCAAUGGUCAGCUCGACUUCUGGUGUGUUAGGGCGAUCUCUACCUCGUUAGACCAUAAUCUUCACGUUCCGUUUUGAUUAAGUUGACUCUGCCUCUUUUAUUAGGGUUUCUGUUUUAUGGGGAAGAUGUUGCGAGGCGUAUUAUAUUCUUCUGGGGUGAUUGGCUAAAGGAACUUUUUUCCUUUUCUUUUUGAUAGGAAGGGGAAAUUAAUAAAAAUGUCCUUUGUACUUAGUGUCCGUUUCUUGUUGCUCCUCUCGGGUUUUUCUCGAGUUUAUUGUUAAGCAGGGAUCGAAAGCGUUAAAAGGUAUUUAUCUGGGCCACAUUCCCCUUUUCUACCUCUGACAUUCACACAUGAUGUUUGUUUUUAUCG